AUGGGACCCUUCACGUGGACCAGAUACAUCAAGAAACUUUGCAAGAUACCAGACAUGCAGCACUUGUUUCCUGAUAACAGUUCGGAGCCCAUCAAGUGUGGCAACAUUUCCAUUCUCCCCGAAGAGUACCUACUGCCGUACCCAUGGUCUGGUUCCAAAGUUCCCCUGAUAACACACCCGCGCCUGGCCAAAGGCAUGAUAAUCCCUGACUUGAGUCUGGUCCCAGAGUCAAAUAUGGCUAGCACAUUUAAGAACAAGUCGUACUCAAUACACUUGUAUGAAAACAAAAGCAAAGGUCUGAAGAUUAUUCAAGGGUCAGACAGUAUCUACGAAGGAGCAGCCAGGAAUUUCUGCCCUGUUACACAUCCUCUUCUCACAUAA
This is a messenger RNA of Penaeus monodon (black tiger shrimp), 381 nucleotides long. RefSeq names its product lactosylceramide 4-alpha-galactosyltransferase-like. The record is from RefSeq and is a predicted model, not a curated record. Lineage: Eukaryota; Metazoa; Arthropoda; Malacostraca; Decapoda; Penaeidae. The coding region runs from base 1 to 381 and encodes 126 amino acids. The transcript is spliced from 3 exons.